Micropterus salmoides (largemouth bass) is the source of this 5882-nucleotide messenger RNA. It is a transcript of the gene pcdh1b, whose product is annotated as protocadherin 1b. The record is from RefSeq and is a predicted model, not a curated record. Bases 739 to 4377 code for a protein of 1212 amino acids. NCBI's taxonomy places the organism in Eukaryota, Metazoa, Chordata, Actinopteri, Centrarchiformes, Centrarchidae. The transcript is spliced from 5 exons. Gene Ontology annotation, biological process: homophilic cell-cell adhesion. Gene Ontology annotation, molecular function: calcium ion binding. Gene Ontology annotation, cellular component: plasma membrane.
GCUGCCGUUUGGACUCACUCCACUUUCUCAUCACACACAGUGCAGCCGCGCGACCUGCUCCGUGCUGGACCGGGAGGCGAACAGAGUUUGAGGCGGCAGAGCGGUGACCGCGCGUCGGGGUGGAAACUAACCGGAAGACCGCUGUUGGCAACUCCCGGACCUACCGGACCUAGUGUUUUUUGUUUUGGUGAUUUUUUAAACCGUUUUACCCCCUUUUUUCUCCCCCUCCCCGUCCGGUGCUCCGUCCGCUUACACCAUCUCUCCACCCCUCUACCCUUCCCCAAGCGUGCCAUCAGCGGAGGAUGCUGUUGCAGCUGUCGGUACAAACCGCCCGGUGGUAGCGCUCGCCCCUUCGGAGUAGCAGCAGCAGCGAGUGACCCCUGUCCGGACGGGUCUUCCCCCGGCUGGGCUCCAGCUCCAGCCGUUUCCCCGGAGAGAGGAAGGACCUCCGGGUUGACGCGCAGCGCUGGUCACGACAGUAAAACUGGACAUUAAUUGUGAGAGGAUUUGGAGGAAUAAUUGCCCCUGCCUGUCCGACUGGAUUGUUAGAUUUGUUUUAAGGUACUCCCCCCCCCCCCCCCGGCGUGGAUUGGUAAUUUCGGUUUUUUCCCCCGGAGGUUUGGAGCGGCUCCGCUUGGGUACCGAGGAGGAGCAGAGCCUGUAGCCGGGCUGGAGCGCUCAGAGCUGGGGAACCGCGCAGCUCUCACCCGGUCCAGAGCGGUGCUGUCGGGCAGAGAGAUGGCGGCGCUGAGAUGGGAGGUCCUGCUGUUCCUGGCAGUCGUUCUGCUGGUCUCCUGCGGCGCUGCGCCCACCGACAUCCUGUAUCGAGUUCCUGAGGAACAGCCACCCAACACGCUGAUCGGUAGCCUGGCGGCGGACCAGGGCCUGCCUGACACUGGCCACCUCUACAAGCUGGAGGUGGGCUCGCCGUACCUGCGGGUCGACGGCAAGACCGGCGACAUCUACACCACCGAGAUCCCCAUCGACCGCGAGACGCUGAGGGACUGCCGCAACCUGUUUGAGGGCGACAAAUGCUUCCUGGAGUUUGAGGUGUCGAUCACAGACAUGGUGAAAGGCAUCAGCAACGGGCCGCGGCUGAUCGAGGGCCGGAUUGAGGUGCUGGACAUCAACGACAACACGCCGCAGUUCUCCUCGCCCAUUCUCAGCUUGUCCAUCCCAGAGAACAUGCAUGUCGGCGCCCUCUUCGCCAUCCCCAUGGCCACCGACAGGGACUCCGGCACUAACGGCGUGGCCGAGUACUCGCUGAGCACCGGUCCGGACGCCGACCAGCUCUUCAGCCUGCAGGUCGCUGUGGACACGGACGAGAAGCUGCCUCAACUAGUCGUCAUGGGCAACCUGGACCGUGAGAAGAAGGAAUCGUACGACCUGAACAUCCGGGUGGUGGAUGGCGGGAAGCCGCCGAGGGCGAGCAGCGCUUUGCUGCGGGUCACAGUCACCGACCAGAACGACAACGCUCCCAAGUUUGAGAGGAGUCACUACGAGGCCGAACUGCCAGAGAACAGUCCGCUGGGUCACUCUGUGCUGCAGGUCAGAGCCAAUGACGCAGACACUGGCAACAACGGAGAGAUCGACUACAGCCUCCAUCAGGCGUCGGAGACUGUCCAGAGGCUUCUGCGCAUUGACCGUUCUACAGGCAUCAUCUACGUCAAGGGCCUGGUGGACCGUGAAGAGGAGAACUUCCUCAAGUUCUUUGUGGUCGCCAAAGAUCGUGGACCCAACUCCAAGAGCUCCAAAGUACUGGUGACCAUCAACGUCAGGGACCAGAAUGAUAAUGCACCGGCCAUUGAGAUCCGUGGUAUCGGCCUGGUGAUACACCAGGACGGCGUGGCCAACAUAUCUGAGGACAUGCCCAUUGGCACGCCGGUGGCAUUGGUCCAGGUGUCAGACCGUGAUGAGGGGGAAAAUGCGGUGGUGACAUGCGUGGUUGCCGGUGACGUCCCAUUUCAGCUGCGACCUGCGAGUGAGUCAGCCAACGAUCGGAAGAGGAAAUACUUCUUGCAGACAACUACCCCGCUGGAUUAUGAGCGUGUCAAGGAUUACAGGAUUGAAAUCGUUGCUGUGGAUUCUGGGAACCCAGCCCUGUCUAGCACCAACUCCCUCAAAGUCCAGGUCACGGACAUGAACGACAACACGCCGAACUUUUCCCCCGCGUUGCUCGAGGUAGACUUUCCAGAAGGCAACCAGCCAGGUGACAUGGUGCUGGGCGUCACAGCGACAGACGCAGACAGUGGCACCAACGCAGAGCUGGCCUAUAGCAUCAUCGAGCUCUCGGCCACCAGGCUGUUCGAAAUCGAUUCCAACACUGGAGACAUUCGUGUGAAGAACCUGCUGGAUCGGGAAGAAACUGAUCGUUAUGAGUUCCGUGUGGCGGCAGCAGACAAGGGUGUUCCUAGCAAAACUGGCACUGCAACGGUGGUGAUUAAUGUUCUGGACCGCAAUGACAACGACCCUAAGUUCAUGCUAAGCGGCUACAGCUUCUCUGUCAACGAGAACAUGGCUCCGCUCAAUCCUGUUGGCGUUGUGACCGUCACCGAUGCCGAUAAAGGUGAGAACGCCCGCGUGAGGCUGUUUGUGGAACCGGACAAUGGCAAGUUUGUAAUCCAGAACGGCACUGGAACCAUCCUGUCCAGCAUCUCCUUCGACCGCGAGAAGGAGAGCACCUACACAUUCCGUCUGAAGGCCGUGGAUGCUGGUGACCCACCUCGAUCCUCCUAUGUGGGUGUGACCAUCAAUGUCCUGGACGAGAAUGAUAACUCCCCCUAUGUCACCAAACCAGCUAACUCCUCCUACACAUACAUGUCACCUGUCACCCCGCCAGACACCCGUGUGGAAGUGGUCGAGGCUGAGGACAUUGACUCCGGACCCAAUGCUGAGCUGUCCUACACCAUCACAGGAGGCAACCCGUAUGGCCUGUUCCACAUCUCUCCCAACAGCGGGGAAAUCACACUGGCGCAGGAAUUCACCGGCAAGCACAAUGGCCUGCACCGCCUGGUAAUAAAGGUCAGCGAUAAAGGCAAACCGGCCCGCCACACCACCGCCCUAGUCCACGUUUUUGUCAAUGACACCAAGUCCAAUGUGUCCCUCAUUGAAGCGCUGGUGGGACACAGCCUCUACACCCCUCUGGACAGGGACAUUGCCGGAGAUCCCAACUACGCCCUUGCUCAGCGCAGCAACAUCCUGUACGGCAGCCUCGCGGGUAUUGCUGGUGUGAUUCUGGUCAUUGUGGCUGUGGUGGUCAUCAGACACCGACUGCAGAAGGACACCAAGAGCGGCUACCAGGCUGGCAAGAAGGAGAGCAAGGACCUGUACGCUCCCAAGCAGGGCCCCAAAAAUGGCAAAGGGAAAAAGAGCAAAAAAGGAAAAGCUCCGAAACCGGCCAAGCCACUGGAGGAAGACGAGGAGGCCAGCCUGCAGAAGGGCCUCAAGUUCAACCUCAUCAACGACAACGUCAACGACAGUCCCAGAAUCCACCUGCCCCUUAACUACCCGCCGGGAAGCCCCGACCUGGGCCGCCACUACCGCUCCAACUCCCCCCUACCCUCCAUCCAGCUGCAGCCACAGUCACCCUCCGCCUCCAAGAAGCACCAGGCCGUUCAGGACCUCCCCGCCACCAACACCUUCGUGGGAACGGGCGACAACAACUCCACAGGCUCAGACCAAUAUUCGGAUUACAGCUACAAGGCCAACCCGCCCAAAUACAGCAGCAAACAGCUCCCCCACCGCCGAGUGACCUUCUCCACGGCCAAUCAGGCGCAGGACCUGCAGGACGCGUCCCAGCACAGCUACUACGACAGCGGCCUGGAGGAGUCGGAGACGCCCAGCUCCAAGUCGUCGUCAGGGCCGCGGAUCGGGCCGCUGGCGCUCCCGGAGGACCACUACGAGCGCACCACGCCUGAUGGCAGCAUCGGCGAGAUGGAGCACCCGGAGAACGACCUCAGGCCUCUUCCCGACGUGGCGAUGACCGGUAACUGCACACACGAGUGCACCGAGUUUGGCCACUCCGACUCCUGCUGGAUGCCCGGCGAGCCUUCCCCCAACCGCAAGGUGCCCAAGAACGCCCCCAAGCUCUCCACCUUUGUGCCUUACCAGGAGAUAGACGGGCAAGAGCAGCUGAUGGCCAACGGCAGCCCCAAGCCCCUGACAAUGGAGGAGCGCGGGACGGGCAGUGGCGGCGGCAGCAGUUCCAAAGUGGCCAACAUGCGGUUCAUGACGCCUUACAGCAGUGCCUACCCUGGGGGCGGAGACUCGUCUGGCAAAGACUGUGGGCUGGAGGAGAUCCCGCUGAGCCAGGCGGUGGAGUACCACUCGGCCACCACUCCGACCGGCCAGACCUCCAAGAGGGAGAUCUACCUGUGAGGGCGCAGCUCUCCACCUUAAAACCCCCAACCCCUUCCCUACGCUCCUCCUCAUCUCCCCGUCGCUACUCGCCACCUCCUGUCCCGCCCCCUCACUGCAGCCCCCUGUGCCUAUUACUCGCUGUGCCGCAGCACCGACUCCCCCUUCUUCCUUUUUAUAACUGUAUCCACCGUACAAGGCUUUAGAUCCUCGUCCACCUCGCCCGCCGCCACCCCCCCACCCCCCCAACCCCGUCCCCUGUAGAAACCAAUCAAAUGUAAAAUAGAAUGAAUUAAAAUCAAUUGAAGAAAACACGCGGCUCCUGCUGCUGCGGAAGGAAUGUAAACUACACCACAUCGUUGUGAUAAUUUAAUGGGAAACUAUUUAGCUACUCACGUAUUUGAGUUGGAUUUUUGUGUGUUGCUUUAGGCUACGUUGCUGUGUUGGAACGGAAAAAGAAAAAACACCUUCGGGGGGAGAAGGGAAAGAACUUCUUGUAAAUCCUACUUAAGUAUACUGUGUAUUGCUAUCUAUCCUGAAUUUCUUUUGGAUUGGUUGGUUUUGUUUUUCUUUCACAUUUUUCUCCGUUGACUCCGGGAAAUACAUCUUUGAGCCGAGUUGCAUCAAAUCAACUGGGCUCGUUUUAAUCACAAACAGCUUGUCGUUAAUGUAAGACAUUUCGCAGAAACACGGCUGUUUUUCAAUCCCCGGACUCGUUGUUGUUGAGAACUUUUUCAGGUCUAUUAAUUUUUUUGCUGUUUUUUUUUCAGUGUACAGAGCUGUAAAUACUACAAACUGUGACAGAGGAAACUGCUGUGUAGGUGUGGAUCCGUGGCUGUCGUGCUGUCUGCAGAUCUUCAUGUAACUUCGGAUUGAUGGACUGAAAACCUUCGCAUGUACAGAGAAACGACGCCGCGGUGUUCGCCGUCACACUGCAGGAGCAUCACAGACAGUGCCGACUUAAAAACACAAGACUUUUUAUUAUUGUUUCUCUCCUCUGCAACUUUACAACAGUUAAAUUUGGGUUCAUGAGGGGACAAAAUCCUCAGAGGGGCACCGAUACAAAGAAAGUGCUUCAAUCAGUGGAUCGGCCGAAGCUGAUUAUCACCGAUUUAUAUUAUUAAUGCUCUUGUCAGUAGUAUACCAUAACAUGAAAACUUAACAUGUAUGUAUCAGACAGUUAAAUCUUUUCAAUCCAAAAAAGUCACAUGAAAAUACACACAUUUUGUUUGUGCAGAAGAAUGACUUAACUUAAAAACGAACAAUUCAAACCCAAACAUGUGGGAAAUCUAAGAAUGUAAAGUCCUUCUAGCUACCCCAGCACUGAAUGAGCAGCAAUUUUGAUAAACCAGUGUGAAAGUUGGUUUAUAAGUGUUCUAUAUCGUUGUAAACUUAAUAUCUUUUUGUUUUUGGACUCUGUUGGUCCAACAAAACAUUUGAAAUCACCACCUUAGUCUCUAGGAAAACAUUCCAAAAGGUUACAUGAUUAACCGAUGAAUCAGAAAAAUAAAUUACAGAUUUAUUGA